Molecule: messenger RNA, 802 nt
Organism: Gracilinanus agilis (Agile Gracile Mouse Opossum)
Lineage: Eukaryota; Metazoa; Chordata; Mammalia; Didelphimorphia; Didelphidae
Gene: RSPO2
Product: R-spondin 2
Exons: 5
Coding region: 1-732 (243 amino acids)
Source: RefSeq, a predicted model, not a curated record
AUGCAGUUUCGUCUCUUCUCUUUUGCCCUUAUCAUUCUGAACUGCAUGGAUUACGGUCACUGCCAAGCUAACCGCUGGAGACGCAGUAAGCGAGCUAGCUACGUAUCAAAUCCAAUUUGCAAAGGUUGUUUGUCUUGUUCAAAAGAUAAUGGAUGCAGCAGGUGCCAACAAAAGUUAUUCUUCUUUUUGCGAAGAGAAGGUAUGAGGCAAUAUGGAGAGUGCUUACAUUCAUGCCCUUCAGGAUAUUAUGGACACAGAGCACCAGACAUGAACAGAUGUGCAAGAUGCAGAAUAGAAAACUGUGACUCUUGCUUUAGCAAAGACUUUUGUACAAAGUGCAAAGCAGGCUUCUACUUGCAUAGAGGUCGCUGCUUUCAUGAAUGUCCUGAUGGUUUUGCACCAUUAGAUGAAACCAUGGAAUGCGUGGAAGGAUGUGAAGUGGGUCCCUGGAGUGAGUGGGGAACUUGUAGCAGAAACAACCGAACAUGUGGAUUUAAAUGGGGUCUAGAAACAAGAACACGACAAAUUGUUAAGAAGCCAGCAAAAGACACAAUACCAUGUCCAACCAUUGCUGAAUCUAGAAGGUGUAAAAUGGCUAUGAGGCAUUGUCCAGGAGGGAAGAGAACUCAGAAAACGAAGGACAAGAGGAACAAGAAGAAGAAAAGGAAGUUAAUAGAGAGGGCACAGGAGCAACACAGCGUCUUCCUUGCUACAGACAGAGCGAACCAAUAAAAGAAAGACAUUCUCCUUUUUCUCUUUUUUCUCCUUUUGGUGGGUUUUUUGUUUCUUUGUUUGUUUUGUU